UUCAAUAGUUAUUAGUUGUUGUAUAGUCUUCUCGACUGUACACAACUAAUGAUGGACAUUAAGUAUUAACUAAUUUUGACGAACGUCACAUAACACUAAAAUUCCGCGUUAUAAAUUACGGUUUGUUUGUAUUAUAAGUUAUAACUAUUAUUAUUAUUGUCUUCAGUAGUAGUUUGUCUCUUUCGCCAUUAAAACGUAUCGAAAGAUUUUUUUUACCGGAACAAUGGAAACGUGUUGCUCGACCAACCGUCGUUGAUAGAGCCGUUUCGUCAGGCAAGUAAUAAGAAACAAUAGUAAGUAACACUGCCCACGACGGGUCGGUGAUUAGUAUGGAGUCCAAGUUUUCGGGUUUUGCCAAAGAGACCACGGCCAGACCUGCGUGUAAAAAAUGCGGUUACUCUGGUCACUUGACGUUUCAAUGUCGGAAUUUCAUUAAAAUCGAUCCCAACAAGGAUAUCGUCUUGGAUGUGAGCAGCACAAGCAGUGAACCGGAUGAGGAAUAUGUGACACCACUGGUGCAGCUGCGCGAGACCGAAUUAGCCUUGAAGUUGAAAGAGGCGGCAUCCAAAAAGAAGAAGAAGAAGAAGAAGAAGAAGUCAAAGAAACGCAAGCACAAUACCACUGACAGUGAGUCAUCUGACGAUGACACGGCUGAGCGAAAAAAGAAACAUAAGAAACAUAAGAAAAAUAAAAAAGAAAAAAAAUCUAAAGAUUAAGUAGUAAAUAAAAAGAUAUUUUAUAGGAUUUGAAUAUUUAAAAUUUCCAAAAUAUUUUAUACAGUAAAUAUGACCCAACUUAUUAUUCAAUAUAAAUGGUAUAUAAUGUAUAUCUUUAUUUUAUGUUUAAAAUAUUUAAAUAGUUUUUAGUUUUCACCUUGUGGCAUUAUGUUGAAAUAAUAAGAAACACAGGACUGUAUUAAUCGAGACACAAUGAAGCUGUAUUAAAAAGUGUCCUCUGUUGUAAUUUUUCGCUUCAUAUUGUUUCAACAUAGUAUAUUGAAAUUCAUAACUUAGCGAUUAACUAAAUAUGACUUUACUUUUUAGCUGUUAAUCAAAUAGGUAUUAUUCAUGAAAAGUAAUAUAGGGUUUUUUAAUUAGUGUCAAACAUUGAAUGUAAUCUUAUUAUGUACAUGUAAAGAAAAUAUAAUAUUAUAAAAUACA
Messenger RNA from Metopolophium dirhodum (rose-grain aphid), 1160 nucleotides. RefSeq names its product protein SREK1IP1-like. Gene Ontology annotation, molecular function: zinc ion binding; nucleic acid binding. The coding region runs from base 330 to 716 and encodes 128 amino acids. The transcript has a single exon. NCBI's taxonomy places the organism in Eukaryota, Metazoa, Arthropoda, Insecta, Hemiptera, Aphididae. The record is from RefSeq and is a predicted model, not a curated record.